Molecule: messenger RNA, 1458 nt
Organism: Brenthis ino (lesser marbled fritillary)
Lineage: Eukaryota; Metazoa; Arthropoda; Insecta; Lepidoptera; Nymphalidae
Source: the annotation of a GenBank genome assembly
AUGAUAUUUGAAAUAUUCGUUUUGGUAGUGAUAUUGCCAAUGAUAUUCAUAGGUGUUCUAUUAUUUGGCAUAUUUGUGAUAGUGCCUUGUGCAUUUAUUUUUGCCUCAUGGUAUAUGAAAAUAAAAGAGAGAAAACUGCAAAGAAGGAAAAGAGAUGGCCCUAAUAUUGCAUUCUUUCAUCCAUACUGCAAUGCUGGAGGUGGUGGCGAAAGGGUGUUAUGGGUUGCUAUUAAAGCAAUCUUGACUAGAUACCCAGAUUCAAACAUUUACAUUUACACAGUAGAAACAGCAGAGCCUAUUACAAUUUUGAACAAAGUACAAAACCAAUUCAAUGUGAUAGUGGAUCAUGAAAAAGUGAAUUUUGUUAGACUAACGAUGGGGAAGACUAUUGAAGCUGAAACAUAUCCAUAUUUUACAUUGUUGCUGCAGAGCUUAGGAUCCAUGGUCUUGGGAAUGGAAGCAUUUUUGAAAUUCAAUCCUGAUAUUUACAUAGACACAAUGGGGUGUGCGUUCACCUACCCAAUAUUCCGCUACCUGGCCCAAUGUCCCGUGGGCUGUUACACCCACUACCCGGUGAUCACUUCAGCCAUGAUGAGGAGAGUGAAGCACCGCCUCACUUCAUACAAUAACAGCAGCGUGAUCGCACGCAACCCUUUGUUGACUUGGUGCAAGCUUUUCUAUUAUAAGGUUUUUGGAUGGCUGUACGGUGUGGUGGGGCGGUGCGCGGACAUCGUGAUGGUGAACGGCACGUGGACCGAAGAGCACAUCAACGAGCUGUGGAAUCGGCCCUUCAAAACGCACAGAGUUUAUCCUCCUUGUGAAGUAUCUGAGUUAAAAAAGCUGAGAUCGUUAGUGAAGGACUCUGAUCCGAUACAAAUAAUAUCAGUAGCGCAGUUCCGGCCCGAGAAGGACCACCCUUUGAUGCUUCAAGCGAUGUACGAGCUCAGGAAUCUGCUCAAAAACAACGAAAUGCUUUGGAAUAAGAUAAAGCUCGUGCUGGUGGGUUCGUGCCGCCACCCGGCGGACGCGGAGCGCGUGCAGCAGCUGCGCGACCUCGCCAAGCACCUGGCGCUGGAGGCCAGCGUCUCCUUCACCGUCAACGCGCCCUUCGCCGCUCUGCUGCAGCUCUACCAGACCAGCUCCAUGGCCAUACACGCCAUGUGGAACGAGCAUUUUGGCAUCAGUGUGGUAGAAUGCAUGGCAGCCGGCCUCAUCACCAUCGCCCAUCGCUCCGGAGGUCCUUUGGCUGACAUCAUAGAGACCUCAGAAGGUUCCAGGAAUGGUUUCCUUGCGUCAGAACCAGAUGAAUACGCUAGAGCUAUCCUGGAGGUGAUCGCUUUACCCUCGGAUGAGAAGAAACGUAUUGUGGAGGCUGCGAGAGCCUCAGUGGACCGUUUCUCAGAGAUGGAGUUUGAAAAAGCAUUCCUUAGAGCAACAGAGCCGCUUAUUAGUUUAGAA